GAGAUGGUGCGGGGAGAAUUACGAGAGGGAAUGAUGACAGUUAAACCGGAGCCUGAGGAGGAAGGGAUGCGUUUUGAGUCGACUCAAAUUACACGUGGAGCGGUGGCAGUGAGUCAAGAUACACGUGGAAUGAUGGCAGUGAGUCAAGAUACACGUGGAACGGUGGCAGUGAAAGCGGAGCCUGAAGAGGAAGGGGUGCGGAUGGAGAGGUGGAGGGGGGAGGGAGAGGAGUCAUCGAGUGAAGAAGUGAUGGUGGUAGAGGAGUAUGUUGAAUUGGAGGAGGGAGAGGAGGGGGAGAUGAGGGAGGAGGGGGAGGAAGUGGAAGAGGGGGAAGUGGGGGAGGAGGAAAUGGAGGAGGGGGAGGAGAUAGAAGUAGGGGAGGAAGGGGAGGAGAUAGAAGUAGGGGAGGAAGGGGAGGAAGGGGAGGUGGAGAAGGAGGAGGAAAUGGAGGAGGGGGAGGAAGUCGAAGAGGAGGAGGUGGAAGGUGAGGAAGAGGGGGAGGAGGAGGAGGAGGAAGAGGAGGAGGAGGAGAAAAAGAAGAGGAAAGUGGAGGAGGAAGAUGGGGGUCCUGUGGGGUUGAAAAGGGAUACGGAUGGAUUGGAAGCGGCUUUCAAUCAACAUUUGGAGGAUGAGAAGAGAAGAAGGAUUGGGAGGACCGAUGUGGAGGCUGCGGGUCCUGAAGUGAGGGUGAAACAAGAGCCAGAUCUACCCAAAGCUGAGGAGGAGGCUGAUCAAUGUCAUGAGGAGGAGAAGAGAAGGGGGCUUGGGAGGACGAGUGGGAAGAUGGAUGGAAAAUCGGAGGUGGGCGGUGGUGGAGGGAAGGGCAGGGCUGUGGCUGUCACAGCAACUGCUGCAAGGCAGGGAACGCUGCCAAGUACCCCUUGUACAGGGACGGGUAUUGAGGUGCUUCAGAAUAGGGCAGUGAGUGUGGCUGAUGUGGGCGCCGGUGGAGGGAAGGGCAGGGCUGUGGCUGCCACAGCAACUGCUGCAAGGCAGGAGGCAACCCCUAGUACCUGCACAGGGACGGGUAUCGGAGAAAGGGAACGGGGAAAAGGGGUUGGCAGUACGGGGCUGGGCGUGCUCGGGGUUUCACGCUUGGAUGGCAGCGGCAGCACGCAGAAAGGGAAGACUGUAGAGAGUGGGCUCAUCUGUGCUGCUAGAGGGGAUCUGGCGGAGGGACGUGCAGGGCUGGGAAAUUCACGCUUGGAUGGCAGCGGCAGCACGCAGAAACGGAAGAUUGUAGAGAGUGUGUCCGGCCGCCCUGCCUGCCCUGCCAGCCCUGCCAGCCCAGCCAAAAGUGGGCUGCCAGUGGGGCAAACAAGACUGGGAGCACUGCAGGGUGCAGGAUUGGAUGGCAGCGGCAGCACGCAGAGAGGGAAGACUGUAGAGAGUGGGCCCGUCUGUGCUGCUAGAGGGGAUCUGGCGGAGGGACGAGCAGGGCUGGGAGAUUCACGCUUGGAUGGCAGCGGCAGCACGCAGAAAGGGAAGAUUGUAGAGUGUGUGUCCGGCCGCCCUGCCUGCCCUGCCAGCCCUGCCAGCCCAGCCAAAAGUGGGCUGCCAGUGGGGCAAACAAGACUGGGAGCACUGCAGGGUGCAGGAUUGGAUGGCAGCGGCAGCACGCAGAGAGGGAAGACUGUAGAGAGUGGGCCCGUCUGUGCUGCUAGAGGGGAUCUGGCGGAGGGACGAGCAGGGCUGGGAGAUUCACGCCCGGAUGGCAGCGGCAGCACGCAGAAAGGGAAGACUGUAGAGAGUGUGUCUGGCAGCCCUGUAUGCCCUGCCGCUAGGACGCAGCAUGUGGCGGUGGGAGGAUCAGGCCUGGGAGCACUGGGGAUUGUAGGCUUGGAUGGUAGCGGCAGCACGCAGAAAGGGAAGAUUGUUGAGAGUGUGGCUGGCAGCCGUGUCAGCCCUGCUGCCAGGACGCAGCAUCUGGCGGUGGAAGGAUCAGGCCUGGGAGCACUGGGGAUUGCAGGCUUGGAUGGGAGCGGCAGCACGCAGAAAGGGAAGACUGUGAAAAGUGCUCCCACAGGGGCCAUCCCUAUCACCCCUGCCAGCCCCGCCAGCCCUGCCAGGGAGGUGGGAGGAUCAGGCCUGGGAGCACUGGGGGUUGCAGGCUUGGAUGGCAGCAGCAGCACGCAGAGAGGGAAGACUGUAGAGAGUGGGCCCGUCUGUGCUGCUAGAGGGAAUCUGGCAGAGGGACGAGCAGGGCUGGGAAAUUCUCGCUUGGAUGGCAGCGGCAGCAUGCAGAAAGGGAAGAUUGUAGAGAGUGUGUCCGGCCGCCCUGCCUGCCCUGCCAGCCCUGCCAGCCCAGCCAAAAGUGGGCUGCCAGUGGGGAAAACAAGGCUGGGAGCACUGCAGGGUGCAGGAUUGGAUGGCAGCGGCAGCACGCAGAGAGGGAAGACUGUAGAGAGUGGGCCCGUCUGUGCUGCUAGAGGGGAUCUGGCGGAGGGACGAGCAGGGCUGGGAGAUUCACGCUUGGAUGGCAGCGGCAGCACGCAGAAAGGGAAGAUUGUAGAGUGUGUGUCCGGCCGCCCUGCCUGCCCUGCCAGCCCUGCCAGCCCAGCCAAAAGUGGGCUGCCAGUGGGGCAAACAAGACUGGGAGCACUGCAGGGUGCAGGAUUGGAUGGCAGCGGCAGCACGCAGAGAGGGAAGACUGUAGAGAGUGGGCCCGUCUGUGCUGCUAGAGGGGAUCUGGCGGAGGGACGUGCAGGGCUGGGAAAUUCACGCUUGGAUGGCAGCGGCAGCACGCAGAAAGGGAAGACUGUAGAGAGUGUGUCUGGCAGCCCUGUUUGCCCUGCCGCUAGGACGCAGCAUGUGGCGGUGGGAGGAUCAGGCCUGGGAGCACUGGGGAUUGUAGGCUUGGAUGGUAGCGGCAGCACGCAGAAAGGGAAGAUUGUUGAGAGUGUGGCUGGCAGCCGUGUCAGCCCUGCUGCCAGGACGCAGCAUCUGGCGGUGGAAGGAUCAGGCCUGGGAGCACUGGGGAUUGUAGGCUUGGAUGGGAGUGGCAGCACGCAGAAAGGGAAGACUGUGAAAAGUGCUCCCACAGGGGCCAUCCCUAUCAACCCUGCCAGCCCCGCCAGCCCUGCCAGGGAGGUGGGAGGAUCAGGCCUGGGAGCACUGGGGGUUGCAGGCUUGGAUGGCAGCAGCAGCACGCAGAGAGGGAAGACUGUAGAGAGUGGGCCCGUCUGUGCUGCUAGAGGGAAUCUGGCAGAGGGACGAGCAGGGCUGGGAAAUUCUCGCUUGGAUGGCAGCGGCAGCAUGCAGAAAGGGAAGAUUGUAGAGAGUGUGUCCGGCCGCCCUGCCUGCCCUGCCAGCCCUGCCAGCCCAGCCAAAAGUGGGCUGCCAGUGGGGAAAACAAGGCUGGGAGCACUGCAGGGUGCAGGAUUGGAUGGCAGCGGCAGCACGCAGAGAGGGAAGACUGUACAGAGUGGGCCCGUCUGUGCUGCUAGAGGGGAUCUGGCGGAGGGACGAGCAGGGCUGGGAGAUUCACGCUUGGAUGGCAGCGGCAGCAUGCAGAAAGUGAAGAUUGUAGAGAGUGUGUCCGGCCGCCCUGCCUGCCCUGCCAAGGGAGGGCUGCCGGUGGGACGAAUGCGGCUGGGAGAAUUGGGAAGUGCAGGCGCUGAUGGCAGUGGCAGCAGCACACAGAGGGGGAGGAGUUUGGAGAGCGGGGCAGGCAGCCCUGCCAGAUCUGCGAGGGAGCAGCGUUUGACCGUGGGACGGACGGGCCUGGGAGCACUGGGGAUUGGAAGUGAGGCGGUGGUUCAAAAGACAUUUCACGGUGUAGCUUCAAUGGAUGCAGGCGGGAAAGGGAGGGCUGUGCGUGUGUCAGGUUUGAAAGGCGUCAAAAGUGGCACAGGUGCGGUGGUGCCUCAGACGACAUUGCGCGGUGAAGCUUCAAUGGGUGCAGGAGGGGAAGAAAGGGCUGUGUAUGUGAAGGAGGAGGCAGAGGAGUUAGGGGAGGAGGGAGUGAGGAGUGAUGUUGCUCAUGCGGUAACCGCAUCGAGUGGUGGUGGCGGUGGUGGUGUAGCCAGGUCUAGAGCAGCUGUUGCUGAUGUGGUAACCACAUCAGGUGCUGCUGGUGCAACCACAGCAGGUGGUACUGCUGCUGGAUCAGUUGGAACCACAGCGGGUGGCACUGCUGCUGCGGGAUCAGGUGCACCGACAGGGGGUGCUGCUGCUGCUGCUGGAUCGGGUGCAACCACAGCGGGUGGCACUGCUGCUGCUGGAUCAGCUGGAACCAAGUCAAAUAUGGCCCAAACGUGCUUAAGACGUUGUAGUGGGGACGCAAAUAAGGUGGAUGCGUGUAAUACGGGUGCAAGCAAUGUUGGUGCAAGUAAUACUGGUGCAAGUGUUACUGCUCUGUGUGUGCUUGGGGGAGUGCGAAGAAUGGAAGGAGGGGGCGCAACAGGAGGAAGAGGGGGCGCAAUGGUUAGAGGAAGUGCAGGUGGAAAGGUAAAGGAAGAGCCUAAGGAGCUGGGUGAUGGGGGAGUGGGAGUGAUAGGAAUUGAGGUGAAUCGGAUGAGGGAUAGGGACAGAGGCGAGGAAAGGGAGGAGGAAGGGAGAGUGGUGAGAGGAAGUGGGGGUGGUGGACGGGUAAAGGAGGAACCCUUGGAGGUGGGUGGUGGGGUAGAGGAAGGAUUAGGAACGGAGGUGAAUCGUACGAGGGGUAAGGGCAGAGAGGAAGAAAGGGGGGAGGAAGGGGAGGUGGAAGGGAAGGAGGAAGAAGAGAAGAAAGGGGUAGAGGAAGGGAAGGAGGAAUUGGAGGAGGGGGAAGAGAUUGAAGAGGGGAUGGAGAUGGGAGAGGAGGCGGAGGAUGAAGAGGAGGAGGAGGGUGAAGAGGAGGAGGAGGGUGAAGUGGGGGAAGAUGAAGGAGAGGAGGAAGAGGAGGAAGGGGAGGUGAGAGAAAGCGAGAUGGAGACGGAUGAAGAGAGCAAUGGAGGUGCAGGAGGUAGGGAUGGGGGGGGAGAGAUUUUUGAAGCGCCUCAUGAACUGGAGGUGAGAGAACGUGAGGGGGAGAUGGAGGUAGAGAGCAAUGAAGGGGCAGGAGGUAGGAAUAGGGAGGAAGGGCAAGGGGGAGAGGAGGUGGAGAGGGGAGUGGUAAGAGAGGAGAGGGAAGAGGAGAGAGAAGCAGAGGGAGAAAUGGAGGGAGAAGAAGGGCGAAGACAGCAACAGGAAGGAAAGGAGGGGGAAUGGAGAGAGGAGGGAGAGGAGGAGGGGGGGGGGAUGGGGGAGGAGGUGGAAGAAGUAAAAGAAAGGUGGGGGGGAAGGGAUGCGCAGAUGGAGAAAUUGCAGGUGAAAGAAGAAGCAUUGGAGGUGGAUGGGGGAGUGGGGGAGAGGAGAGGCUGUGGAGGAUUGUGUGAGAUGGGGAAAGCCAGUGGGGAGGAGGGAAAGGGGAAGGAGGUGGAGGGGGAGGGCAAGGGGGAGGGAAAAAUUCAGACAAAGCACAGGCAGGUGCAAGAGAAAGAAGCAGCGGAAGUGAAGGGAGGAGUGAAAGAGAGAGGAGGCUGUGGAGGAGCAUGUGAGAUGGAGACAGGUGGUGGGAAGCAGGGCGAGGAGGGGGAAAAGGGGGAGGAGGGUAUGGGGGAGGAGGGAGGGAAGGACAAAGGGGAGGAGGACGGGCAGAUAAAACACUGGCAGGAAGAAGGGAAAGAAGCAAUGGAAGUGAAGGGGAGAGUGGAGGAGAGAGAGGGUUACGGAGGAGAGUGUGAGGGGGAGAAAGACGGUGGGGAGGAAGGGGAGGAGGGGGGGGAGGAAAGGGAGGACCGGGGGGAGGACAAAGAGGGCGAAGAGUGCAAAGAGGGGGAGGAGGAGAGAAAAGAGGUGGAGGAGAGAAAAGAGGUGGAGGAGAAGAAGGGCGAGGUGGGAGAUGAUGGUAAGGAGGGUAAGGGGGAAGGAGAGCUGGAAAACGAGGAGGCGCCAGUCCGAGGGGAGAUGAGUGGAGGAGACAAGAGUGCUUGCAGGGGGGUAGAUGAGCAGAGAGGAACGGCAGGGCAGGAAGUAACGGGAAGGCAAGGAGGUUCAGGAGGGAAGGGAGGUUCAACAGGGCAAGGAGGAAGAGGAGGGCAGCAGGACGGUGAAGCGGAGAAAGCAGAGGCUGCUGAGCAAGCAGGGGGAGGAGGAGGAGGAGAAGGAUGGCAAGGAGGAGGGAAGGGAGGAGGGGAGGGAGAAGCAGCGGAUCAUGACACCUGCAAGACAGCUUCUGAAGCAGCAGCGGUAGCCUCCCACACGACUUUUGAGGCGCCUCAACAUCCAGUUUCCCACACAACACCUGUCAAGGCUCAAGAAACAGUCGCCCCUCCAAAGGCUCCUAGGCUUUCCAAGGAGCUGAACCGGCUCCUGCACGAUGCGUGCAAGACAGCGGAACAGGCAGCAACUGCCAUCUCUUCUCGCCAAGCACAGGCUGCUCUGGGGGCCGCAUGGCAAGCGCAGAGUGCUGUAGCGUCGCCAUCGUCACGAGAGAAUGCUGGGGAUGCUCGAAAAAGGCACUUACAGACUGCUGUGGAGUUGUUGUCGGGGGGAGCAGUGGCAGAGAGGGAGGAGGAGAGAGGAGGAGAAGUGGUGGAGGGGAAGGGAGUGGCGGGUGAGGAGGGUGAAGGGAGGGGGGAGGAGGAGGAGGUGGGGGGGGGAGAUAUGCAGUGUGAAGAUUACUGCUUUGUGUGCUAUGAUGGUGGUGACCUGGUGGCGUGUGAUAAGAGUGGCUGCCCCAAGGCGUACCAUCCGGAGUGCACUGGGCUGCCCGAGAAAGUUUUCAAGUCUACUGCCGCUUGGACUUGUGUGUGGCACUCCUGCUCCCGUGGCUGUCGUCGCUCCUCCCUCUUCCUCUGCCUCCUCUGCCCCACAUCCCUCUGCUGGCGCUGCCUUCGCUUCCUGCACCGCCAUGUCUGGAUGGACCCUGCUUCUUCUGCCCGAGUGAAAAAAAUCUGGACCUUGAAACUUUCUCGGGCAGCUCAGUUCGCUGCCCGGCUUGCUUGGGGCAGGGUUUCGGGCUUGGAGGAAGGGAAGGGCAGGAGGAGAAGUGGAGAAGGGAGUGGGUCUGUUCAGGAUGGGAAGGAGGAGGCGAGGGGGAAGGAGGUGGAGGGGGGAAGUGUGGUUGGCAUUGAGAUGGAAGAGGGCAGGGAGGAUGAGAGGGAGAGGGAGCAGGGGAGAGAGGGUGUUCAGGCGAGGGUGGAUGAGGAGGUGGGGAAGGAGGGGGAGAGGGAGAGAGAAAAGGUGGGAGAGAGCACACAGGGAAAGGAGGAUAAUGAGGCUGAAGGGAGUGGGGGAUACAGAAAGAGUGCAAAGCAAAGGGAGUAUGAGGAGGAGACAGAGAGGGAGGGGAGGGACGAGAAAGAACAGGAGGAGGGGAAUGGGGAGAAGGGGUUUUCAGAGGGAGGGAGUAUCUUUUGGGGCAGGGAGAGUGAGGAGAAGAGGGAAGGGAGUGUGGGGUGGAUUCUGGAGCAACUGGAUGAAGGAGGGCGGAAGGUUCUGGGGCUGUGCGGCGCGUGCUAUGUGAAGGUGGCUAUGAUUCAACACGGCAUCGAGAGGACUCCUACUGGCAGGGUUCUAGACAUGGACGAUACAUUCUCCCCUGCUUGGUAUUUCAAGGACUAUCACUCGGUGAUGCGCGAUCGAGGGCGGUUGGUGAUCGACGUGGGAAGGGCUCCUGAUGACUGGGGCUCUCUCAGAGAGAGGUGGCUGUGUGGGAUCGAGCUGGGGAUGUUGGGAGAGGAGGAGGAGGAGGUGGAGGAGGGGGAGGGGGAGGGAGGGGGAGAGGGAGAGGGGGAGGGAAUGAUGGGGGAAGGAGGGGAAGCAGAGGAGGAGGAAGAAGAGGGAGAUGAGGAGGAGGAGGAAGGGAGUGAGGAGGUAGCAGAGGAGGAAUAUGAGGAAGGAGGGGGAGAACGAAGAGGAGAAGGAGGAAGAAGAGAAGAGGAGGGCGAGGGCCAAGGGAGGAGGACAGUUGAAUACCUGAAGUUGAGCGACAGUGAGAGUGUAGAUGAGGAUGAAAAUGAGACACUGGGAGUUGGUUCCGUGCCUAGGAGGAAGCAUAGAGCAGCAGCAGCAGCAGCAGCAGCAGCAGCAGCAGCAGCAGGACAGAAGAACGGCAAAGGGGAAGAAGGACAGAGUGAGAGGCAGAGUGAAAGUGAGGAUGAGACACUGGGAGUUGGUUCCGUGCCUCGGAGGAAGCAUAGAGCAGCCGCAGCAGCAGCGGCAGCACAGGAGGAGGGCAAAGAGGGAGAGGGACGGGCAAAGGGUAACUACUUGGCUCUGAGUGACAGUGGGGAUGAGGGAGAGGAUGUACCUCUAUCCAGAAGAUUCAAUAUCAAAUUGCAGCAAGGAAGGGCGGCUGCGGUUAGGUAUAGAAGCAGCAGGCUGAGGCAGGGUGGGAGUGUAAGGACGUUGCUGCCGUGUGGUGCGAAGGGGAGGCUUGUGAGUUCGUUGGGGUGUGAUGGUGGGGAAGGUGGGAGUUGGGUGAAGAUUAGUGAAGGAGGCGUGAGGGGAAGUGCGGGGAGAGGGCUGGGGAGAGGCGUGGUGAGAGGCUUGGGGAGAGGCUCGGGGAGAGGCUCAGGGAGAGCAGUAGAAGGAGCGCCCUAUGCAGCCAUCAACGAUCGCAAUCUCUCCCAGAUCUACCUAAGGCGCAGGCACAUGGAGGUGGCAGAGAGGCUGGGGUUAGAGAAGGCUGCUGAGCCGGGAGGAAGCUUGGAGAGGAGUGCAGAGGCGUUGAGAGGGAUGCUGGUGGGCGGAUUGGCUCGGCUGCGGUGUUCGGAUGGGUUUGAGAUGGUGAACUAUUCGGGGUACAAGCUUGUCCUCGUUACAAAUGUUGAGUAUUUCACAUCAGCGGCACCCAACCCAGGCUUUGGCCCACCAGGAUUCAACAUACCUCAGAACCAGCAGCAGCAGCAGCAGCAGCAGCAGCAGCAGCAGCAGCAACACCACCACCACGUGAUGUUGGUGACAGUAUUGGACGGCCGUAAGAACCGCCUUGACCGAUGCCGCAUUGCAGAGUUUUCAGACGGGGCAUUCUGCGCUCCAGAGGUAGCAGAGGUUAAAGAGUUGGUGCAACGAGGGUCACUGCCCCCCUUCUUCAUGGACAAGUUGGAGGAGCAGGUGCGCCAGCUGAUGCUGAACCCACCUCACCACUUGCUUCCCCUUUUUCUGAACCUAAAACCCCUGCAAUGCAAACCAACACCUCCUCCCCCGUCCCCCCUCUCCCAAUCAUCUCAGGACAAGUUGGAGGAGCAGGUGCGCCAGAUAAGGCAUAUCUUCUUUGAGACGGAGUACCAUCAAAGUCUGGAGCGAGUGCAGCACCUCAAGAAGGCCAAGAAAUAUCCCCUCAUUCCCUUCACUACCCUCACUCCCUUCACUACCCUCAUUCCCUUCACUACCCUCACUCCCUUCACUUCACUACCGUCACUGUCCUCACUAUCCCUACUGCCCUUCACACUCUGUGCCCUCCCUCCCUGCCCUCUCUCUGCGCUUUCUGCACUCUCUGCUCUCUCUGCCCUCAUCUCUCGCUUAUUCACUUGCUCUUACAUCCGCCCUCGCACCCCUCUCUUGCCCCUCCCACCCAACCGCCUCACACCCAACCUCCUCACACCCAACCUCCUCCCACCCAACCUCCCACCCAACCUCCUCUCACCCAUCCGCCUCUCACCCAACCGCCUCACACCCAACUUCCUCCUUCUUCCGCCCAUGCCCCCUCCUCCCAACCCCCCUCUUCUCAACCCCCUUCCUCCCACCCCCCCUCCGCCCAUCCCCCUUCCUACAUCCCGCCUGCAAGUCUUCACCCAAAUAUCUCUCCUCCCCCCAUCCCCCCUCCCCAAAUGCCCCCUCACCAAAUGCCCCCUCCCCAAGUGCCUCCUCCCCACAUCCCCCCUCCCCAAAUGCCUCCUUCGCAAAUGCCCCCACCCCACAUACGCCCUCCCCACCCAUGCCCUCCUCUCAACCCACUCCCUCCCAAACUCCACCCCACCACCCAUCCCUCUCCCUACCCCGCCCAUCCCUCCCCAUCCUCCGCCCAUCCCUCUCCCUACCCCACCCAUCCCUCCCCAUCCUCCACGCAUCCUUCCCCCGCCUCCGCCCAUCCGUCCAGUUUCCCUCCAAACACACACAGCCCCCUGA
This is a messenger RNA of Closterium sp. Naga37s-1, 10095 nucleotides long. The record is from the annotation of a GenBank genome assembly. Lineage: Eukaryota; Viridiplantae; Streptophyta; Zygnematophyceae; Desmidiales; Closteriaceae.